Molecule: messenger RNA, 2094 nt
Organism: Chenopodium quinoa (quinoa)
Lineage: Eukaryota; Viridiplantae; Streptophyta; Magnoliopsida; Caryophyllales; Amaranthaceae
Product: probable polyamine transporter At3g13620
Exons: 1
Coding region: 452-1891 (479 amino acids)
Biological process (GO): transmembrane transport
Cellular component (GO): membrane
Molecular function (GO): transmembrane transporter activity
Source: RefSeq, a predicted model, not a curated record
UCGGGUUUUGACGGGUUAAAACGGGUUUGGGUCAAUUUCGGUUCAGGUCAAUAAUUUACGGGUUACAUUAGGGUCGGGUCGUUUCUAGGUCGGCUAAUGUUCGGGUUCGGGUCUCAAAUACUCGGGUCAUUUCGGGUCUAGGGUUGGUUUCAGGUCGGGUUUGGGUCACCAUUUUUUUCGGAUUCAGACGGAUCGGUUAAUAGGUCGGGUUAAGGUCGGUAUUUCGGGUCGGGUCAGCUUUUUACAGCUCCACAUAUAACAUUACCUUUUUUUUUUUUUUUUUAUAUAUAUAUAUAUUACUGUACUGUUACACCUGCAGUAUUGCAGUAUUCUGCAAUCACAUUUAACACAUUCAGAAAUCAUAAAGAUUAGAUUUUUGGAAUUGAAAGCCACAAGAUAGACCCACAAAACUUCCCCCAAAAGAAGAUACCAUCCACUCCAUUCUCUCCAUAUGCACAAGACAAGUUUAACGAAGCCUAAUUCCAGACAAAUGGGAGUUUCUCUCUCCUCCCUAAAUUCAUCUUCAGCAUCCACUCCAUCAUUCUCAAUCAUAGAAGAACAUGAAGAACACCAAUCCAAUCAUGGCAAUCAACUCGAACCCAAGUCACCCAAAAAGCUAGCUCUCCUCCCUUUAAUCUUCCUCAUCUACUUUGAAGUUGCCGGCGGGCCGUACGGCGAGGAACCCUCAGUAAGAUCAGCCGGCCCGCUGUUAGCCAUCUUGGGCUUCUUAAUCUUCCCUUUUAUAUGGAGCAUCCCAGAAGCUCUGGUCACGGCGGAGCUAGCCACCACCUUCCCCGGCAACGGUGGAUUUGUGAUCUGGGCUCAUAAGGCUUUUGGGCCCUUUUGGGGCUCUCAAAUGGGGUUCUGGAAAUUCCUGAGUGGUGUCAUUAAUCUAGCUUCUUAUCCUGUUCUUUGCAUUGACUAUCUGAAACUGGCAAUUCCUGCUCUAUCUUCUGGAUUUCCUCAUUAUUUGGCAAUUUUAAUGUCAACUUCUGUGCUGUCAUUUCUGAAUUAUACUGGGUUGACUGUUGUUGGGUAUACUGCAGUAACUUUAGGGUUGAUUUCAUUGUUGCCAUUUAUUGUCAUGUCUUUGAUUUCGAUCCCUAAUAUUGAUCCUGCAAGAUGGAUGAGUUUAGGCGAAAAGGGUGUAAAAAAGGAUUGGAGAUUGUUCUUCAAUACACUGUUUUGGAACUUGAAUUUUUGGGACAAUGCAAGUACUUUAGCUGGGGAAGUGGAUAAUCCUCAAAAGACUUUUCCAAAAGCUUUGUUUUCAGCUGGGAUUCUCACUUGUUUGGGUUACUUGGUGCCUCUUUUGGCUGUCACUGGAUCAAUUCCUCUUGAUCAAGAGAAAUGGGUUGAUGGGUAUUUCGCUGAUGCUGCUGAAAUCAUUGCUGGGAAAUGGCUCAAGGUUUGGAUGGAACUUGGUGCUGUUUUAUCAGUCAUAGGUCUGUUUGAAGCUCAAUUGAGCAGCUGCGCUUACCAAUUUCUCGGGAUGGCAGAUCUUGGGAUCGUUCCAAAGUCUUUUGGGGUUCGAUCCAAACAGUUCAGCACCCCUUGGGUUGGGAUUCUAGUCUCCAUGGUCAUAGCAAUUGCUAUCUCAUACCUCGACUUUACCGAUAUAAUUUCGUCUGUCAACUUUCUCUAUAGCUUGGGGAUGUUGCUAGAAUUCGCCUCAUUUCUCUGGUUGAGGAGAAAAAUGCCAGCAAUAAAGAGGCCAUAUCGAGUUCCAUUGGAGAUGCUGGGGUUGGUGAUCAUGUGCUUCAUACCAUCUGUGUUUCUUAUCUAUGUAAUGGUAGUCGCGAACAGAACUGUGUUCAUUGUGAGUGCCUUGUUGACUCUACUUGGGAUAUUGUGGUAUUUUCUUAUGAAAAUCUGUAAAACAAGAGGUUGAUGUACAUUUAAUACUGAUCAAAGCAGUGAGGAAGAACACCAUCUUGUUCCUAAGCAGGCUGUGGUUGGCUUAUCAGAUGAAAGUUAACACCUAAAUACCUUAUUCAGUCGUUUGGGAGUACAGAUUGAACACUAUUUGAGUCAUGGAUGUACCCCACUGUAAUUUGUUGCAUACAAUGAUACAAUACGUAGGCUUGUGGGUUA